Messenger RNA from Trypanosoma grayi, 1710 nucleotides. RefSeq lists its product as hypothetical. Gene Ontology annotation, molecular function: protein binding. Lineage: Eukaryota; Euglenozoa; Kinetoplastea; Trypanosomatida; Trypanosomatidae. The transcript has a single exon. The record is from RefSeq and is a predicted model, not a curated record. Bases 1 to 1710 code for a protein of 569 amino acids.
AUGCUCUCGCAGAAUGUUGCAAAGACGACUGUGCCGUCGUACUACAUGAUCCGCACAAACCUCCCGCAGCGGAAACCACUGAACCAAUGGGAGGGCGUCUACUACUUCAGCGGCAUCACCAAACGGCAGCGACACCUCAUAUUGCUGCAGCGUAAGCGUGACCGUGAGGCGCACAUGCGGUCCUUCAACACCUCCCGCGCAAGCGUGCUACAGCUCGCUGAAGCGGGGACAUGCCAACAACACCAACAACAUGCGCUCGUCACACCGCACGCUCAACUCGAACUGGCGAUACGACUGGCGCAGCAUGGGCUCUACCAGCAGGCGAGCCCCAUUGUGGAUCAGCUGCACCAGCAACGCGUCCUCACUGCGGGCCAGUACUGCCUUCUGAUUGACUCGCUAGCGGCCCCGCGAUUGGCGGAGCGCAUUCUUCACUGCGACGCCCAGUGCGACCCCGCUCUGACGUACAAGUUCCUCGGUGACGAAAACGGUGAGGAGCGGGCGCAGGAGGCACACCGCUGGUUCAACAUGGCGUUCACCGCGCUUAUCACGGCGUGCCAGCAGCUGCCGCAGGGAACAGCGGCCGCCGCGCAGCUCGUCAACGCGCUGAUGCGCACACUGCUCACAUGUGGCUACACGCACGUCACGGCGGUCCCUGACGCGGUGUAUGACCGCAUGGGAACGAUGGGCAUCUCGCCCACAAUUAGCACCUACGAGCUCGUCAUGCUCGCGCUCUCGCUGCAGGGCAACACGCAGGAGGCGGAGAGUGUCUUUUCAUUUCUGCGCCGACACCACAAUGAGCACGUGACGGUUGGAAGCUACAACGCUCUGCUGAUGGGCCACCGCGAGGCGCGGCAGUACGACCGCUGCGACGCCAUCUGGCAGGAGCUCGUGGACCGCCGCUGGCCGCGCGCCAACACACUGACGGCGGAGCUGUACCUGCGCAGCAUCAUCGACCACGCCCACACACCGACCAGUGAGCCACUACAGUGCUUCGGCAACAUCAACGUUGUGGAGAAGAAGAAGGUGCCGCUUGUGCUGGCGCAGAUGGACGAGCUCGGCAUCCCGCGCUCGCACCUCUCGCGCCCGCUGAUGGACGAGGUGGAGGAUGCCCUGCGCAAGUUCCGCAUCUAUCGCGCGCGCUACUACGAGUGGGGCCGUGCGGUGAAGCAGUUUGACUUCAUCGAGUUCAGGCGCCGCCACGGAUGGCUGUACGACUUGCACCUGAUGAAGAACACGACGAAGCAGGUGGCGCCGCUACGCGACUUCAACCAGCCCGACGGCGCGCAGGUGAGCGUCGCGACGGUAGAGCUGCCGGCGUUCUUCAACGAGCGCCAGCCGUGGGAGCGGCCGCCGCUGGAGGACGUGCUGUACGUCACCAACACGAGGGAGCGCUAUGACGACGUGCGGGCGGGCGACAUCUACUACGACGACGUGCGCGGCCUGCACGACCGCUCACCCACGUGGAUGAAUGAAGUGCCCGAGACGCGCUACGACCGGCUCUACGGCGUCAACAACCCCGACAUUGCAAAGAUCGGCAUCCGGCGCCACCUCGACACGGAGUACGUCAACCGCAAGGAGGUCAUCGAGCGCGACGCGGCACUGAUGAAGAAGAAUUUGAGCAGCGGCAGGCGGCUGCGGCACAAGGUGGAGGCGUCCCGCACACACCGCAACGCCGCUGCGAUGGCGGGCACUCCCGCAACAUCACGCUGA